This is a messenger RNA of Melospiza melodia melodia, 1023 nucleotides long. It is a transcript of the gene NUDT5, whose product is annotated as nudix hydrolase 5. Bases 129 to 791 code for a protein of 220 amino acids. NCBI's taxonomy places the organism in Eukaryota, Metazoa, Chordata, Aves, Passeriformes, Passerellidae. The record is from RefSeq and is a predicted model, not a curated record. The transcript is spliced from 10 exons. Gene Ontology annotation, biological process: nucleoside phosphate metabolic process; ribose phosphate metabolic process. Gene Ontology annotation, molecular function: ADP-ribose diphosphatase activity. Gene Ontology annotation, cellular component: nucleus.
CUCAGCGCUGCCCGGAGCCGGCGGCGCCCCGAGCGUCCCGCGGCGCUGCCCUCGCUCUGCCCUGCCCGAGCCCAGGAAUGGCUGAGUAACGCCCGAUCCUUGAGGGGAAAAGCCUGGCAUUGCUGAAAAUGGCAGCUGAGACAUCCACAGAAGUUGCAAAAACAGCCAAACAAUCUGUCCUUAAGGAAGAGGUAAUUGUAGAAAGACAAUGGUUGAAGCUUUCAGAAACAACUUACACUGAUCCCUUUGGGAAAACCAGAACUUGGGAAACUGUAAAGCGUACUGGCAACAAAAAGGGAAUUACAGCUGAUGGUGUAGCAGUGAUAGCAGUGCUGCAGAGAACCCUGCACUACGACUGCAUUGUGCUGGUGAAACAGUUCAGACCCCCAAUCAAUGGCUACUGCUUGGAAUUUCCUGCAGGCCUGAUUGAGGAAAACGAGUCAGCAGAAAGUGCUGCGCUUCGAGAGCUGAAGGAAGAGACUGGCUACAAGGGGGAGGUCAUUGAAUGUACUCCAGCUCUGUGCUUGGACCCAGGAAUGUCAAACAGCACAACACACAUUGUGAGUGUCAUCAUUAAUGGAGAUGAGGCUGAGAACACGAGACCUAAGCAAAACCUUGGUGAGGGAGAAUUUGUGGAAGUUGUUACACUUCCAAAGAAUGACCUACUGCAAAGGAUUGAUGAGCUGGCAGCAGAGGAGCAGCUGGCAGUAGAUGCCAGGGUUUACACGUACGCGCUGGCUCUGAAGCGCGCAGCAGAAAAACCGCUCCAAGUUCCCUUUAUGAAGUUCUAGAACUGGACAAUGAGAAAUUGAAUUAAAAACUGCCCAAGCUGGAUGGCUUAGAAGUAUAACUCUUCUUGUAAUCAAGGUCAUUUACUUUACUUGUUGAGCAAAAGAAGUGUUUGUAGUAAUGAUUCUGGUAUUUUUAUUUCGAAUUAUGUAACUGACAAAAAGCAUUUCUUCUAACUGCUCUGUCAAGCCUUGACAGAAUAUCCAUAAUAAAAAUACUGUUUAAUUUUCAGAA